Messenger RNA from Aspergillus versicolor CBS 583.65, 1686 nucleotides. RefSeq lists its product as uncharacterized. The coding region runs from base 125 to 1240 and encodes 371 amino acids. Lineage: Eukaryota; Fungi; Ascomycota; Eurotiomycetes; Eurotiales; Aspergillaceae. The transcript has a single exon. The record is from RefSeq and is a predicted model, not a curated record.
AAAACAUACCUCGCCACCUCACCAUGAUCACUCCAUGGCGUCAUACACACUCAACACCAAACCAAAAUACCAAAAUACCAAAAUCCCCGUACAAUUGCAAUCAAGACUCAUUUAACACAGCGCAAUGUCCAUCUACGAAAACAUCGUCGCAGCGCGCGACCGACACAGCCAGAUCCUCUCCUCGCUCGCAGCCGUCGACCGCGCCCCCGCAGCCCUAAAGUCCCACGACGUAUACCUCUCCGACCUCCGCUCCGAACUCAGCCAAACGAACCGCGAUCUGCAAGAUGUCCGAAAGCAGACUCAUGCCGAGCGCGAGAAACACGCCAGCUUCAGGGACAGUACAGUGCGGCGGCUGAUGUACCGGGCGACGGGGAAGCGCGCGGACUUUGAAGAGCGCGCGGAGAAGGAGAUGAGGGGGUACUAUGGCGCGCUGGAGCGGGAGAAUGAGACGCAGGCGCAGAAGGAGAUGCUUGAGGCGCAGAUUGGCGAGGCUGUCAGUCGGAAGAGGGAGCUUGAGAGGGCGUGUAAUGAGCGGGCGGCGCUGAGUGAUGAGCUUGAGGCUAUGUAUAGGAGUUUAUUCGAGGGUCCGACGGAGGAGUUCCCCGAGGAGGAUGCGCAGGAGCAGGUUACCAAGACAGCGCAGAGACGGUAUGGGGAGCUGAGUGAGCGGCUGGACAAUAUCAACCGGGCGGCGCAGUGUCUGGCCAAGGCGCAGCUGACGAUUAAGCAGGCGCUGCUGGGUCUGUUUGAAGCUGUGCGGCACUGCGAGAGAGAUGUUUGGGGGUUUGGGGGUAUUCUUGCGGAUAUGGGGCAGCAGAAUUGUCUCUCACAGGCGCAGCAGAAGGUCAGCCAGACGCAGAUGCUGGUGAACCAGGCGAUGCGUCUUGAUCACCAUGUGCAGCCGCUGCCGGCGAUGAAUAUAGUGCAGCAUGACAUGAUCAGCGGGCUUAUCUUCGACAAUGCGUUCUACAACAUCAGCUUUCUGAAGAGAGUGCAGGAGUCAUUCAACGAGGUGAAACAGGCCGAGCGCGCCCUGGGGGUGCAAUUGAGACGCACAAAGUCUCGCGCAGCAGACAUGCAGGAGGACGUUGGUGAAGCUACAGCGACUCUCGACAGCGCGCAACAGGAGCUGCGCAGGAUCAGAGAGCAGGCUUUUAUGCAGGCUGCUGAGCCGCCGCCGCCGUAUUCAGAGAAGACGUCUGAAGUUGAAUCAGGGCUGGAAACUGGGUCCCAGGUCUAACAUAGUUAAUAAUUAGGCCACUAUCAUAACUACCCUAACGAGAGCAUAACGUUAUGCCACAACCAUAUAUCCCGUCAACAAUCCCACAAUGUAACAAACAUCAACACUACACAAUCUAAAAUUCCAAGUCUACACUCCGUUACUUUAUUUAAUUUGAAAAUGCAAUCCCUCCUCGCAACCUCCCGCAUGGCCGUCGGCCUCGGCUUCCUCACCAUCCCCAAACACGUCGCAGCCCUCUUCAACAUGCCAUUCAGCCCGGAAGCCUCAAUCGGGUGUCGAAUGGCAGGGUCCCGCGAUAUUAUUCUCGGCGCUCUGCUGUAUACCUGCUAUUCGAAGCAAGGUUACCGCGGUACCGCAGUCGAGAGGCCGAAGAAUGGUGACCAACAUGAACAGCAUGGCUGGACAGAUACGCAGCGCGCGCUGCUCGCUGGUGUAGUAGUCGAUGC